This is a messenger RNA of Effrenium voratum, 1782 nucleotides long. The record is from the annotation of a GenBank genome assembly. NCBI's taxonomy places the organism in Eukaryota, Dinophyceae, Suessiales, Symbiodiniaceae.
AUGGCUGCCGAGCAGCAACGGGAGCUGCUGCGAAGCGCGCUGCGCAGCCACCGGGAGACGUUGCUGCAACACCUCAGCGCCAUGGACAGGGACAGGGCUUCCAGGACUUUCUCGUCCCUCAGCGGUGAGAGCGCAGAGGAGCAGGUGAGCGUUGAGCUCCCAGCGUCUCCGCAGCACGACAGCCCGCAGCCCAUGCCAGUGAUUCUGGAGGAUUCUGUGGACAAGUCGGAGGAGGGCUUCCUGGACUCUCCGAUGGCGUGCAUGCCCUCGGCGAUGCAGCCCUACCUGCAUGAAGCCCUUGGUCACAGCUUGCCGCCUUCACCCGCGCCAGAGGAAAAGAAUGUGGAGGUUGAGGUGCAGGACGGUACGGCGCACGACGGUUCGGCGCCCGACGUGUCUCCCGCAAGGUCUAGAAAUUCGCAUCACUCGAAGAGGCAGGCGGGCAGUGACCUGGUGGACUCCUGGGCGGCCGCGGAGAUGUUACAGCUCAACGGGGAGGACCAAAUCAUGGGACGCUUUGACACCAUCAUCGGUGUGCUGGUUCUUCUGAAUGCCACCGCGAUGGCUGUGAACUUGGAGUGCUUGGGCGCGCAGUCUGCAGCCGGACUUGGCGUGAAGAUCGACUUUCCUUGGUGCGCUUCUCAACCAGUGAUGCAGGUACUGGAGCAUGUCUUUGUGGUAGCGUUUACGCUGGAGCUCAUAUAUCGCGUCUACUGUGUCCGCUGGCUGUACUUCAAGGACUAUUGGAACCUCAUGGACGCGAGCUUGGUGCUGCUGGCUGUCCUGGAUUUGUACAUCUUCACCCCACUCUUGGAGGACUCCGUCGCGAAAAACGCCGUGACCUUCAGAGUCUUCAGAGUGGUGAAGUUGGCGCGGGUCAUUCGCAUCGUCCGAGCUCUACGGCUUUUUCGAGGCUUGCGGGUGUUGGUCCACGCGUGCUCCUCAUUUCUUCCCUCAUUGAGCUGGUCGAUGGUUCUUCUUGGACUAUGUAUGCUGUCCAGCGGCCUGCUUAUGGGCAAUUUGUUGCAGGAUUUCAUCAACGAUGAGUCCAAAGACAUAGAUCAGCGGAUUUGGAUGUGGCAGCAUUAUGGUACAGCAUACAGAGCCAUAUACACCAUGUAUGAGAUGACCUUCGCAGGGAAUUGGCCCAACUAUGCGCGCCCCGUGCUGGAGAAUGUCAGUCAUGUGUUCUCGAUUUUCUAUAUUGUGUAUAUCACCUUCAUUGUGUUUGCCGUGAUCCGUGUGAUCACGGCCAUUUUCUUGCGCGAGACAUUGGAAGCGGCCAACAAUGACGCCGAGCUCAUGGUGCAAGAAGGACUCCGGCGCAAGGCCACGUACAUUCACAAGCUCGAAAGCAUUUUCAAUGCUGUGGAUGAGAGCCAGGAUGGCCUUCUCAGUGAGGAGGAGUUGAACGAAUUGUUCAGAGACUCCCGAGUGAUGACUUACCUGGAGACAUUGGAUAUUGACGUGAUGCAGUCUGAAGCUCUUUUCCACUUGCUGGCAAAUGGGGCCGGUCAGAUCACCUGCGCCGAUUUCAUCGAUGGCAUCUUGCGUUGCAAGGGCCCAGCGAGAGCGAUCGACCAGAUUUUGAUGCAGAAGGAUGUUCGACAUCUCUCCUCCACGGUGCAGUACCUCACCGACGCGCUGGAGAAAUCCAAGGUUAUCCCCAAAAGAGAUUCUCUCAAGCCGAAAAUCAAGAAGAGCAGACGCUCUCGGAUUGAUGAUGAGCUUGUGUUUCUUGGCCAGUCUGGUCGCACAGACUCGGCGCGGUAUCAACUAUAG